AAUGUUAUCCUACUUAAAUUAGAGGCACACGAAUAAGUGAUAAAUGGUGGUCUAUCCUGAAGCAGCGAGCUCUCUCCUCUCCCAAAUGCUUAUUCAUUACACUUGCCCUUUUCUGCACAAUUAUCCUUUAUUCUCUUCCAUCAAAAAAUCAGUUUAUACAUUGAAGAAACAUAGAAAAAUAAAUGCUGCGGAAAAAGAGUCUGAAUUUGAGACAGAUCCAGAUAAGGCCCGCGAAGCUUUGAGGAAGCUUGAUGAGCAGCUUCAAUCUCUCUCCACCAAACAACUUACCAAACCUAAGAUUAGAGCUGUGGACAUGAGCCGUUCCUCGAGUUUCGAGGGAGAAGAAGAUAAUUCGGAGAUUUCAGGGUCGUUUUGGUCUUAUGCUGCUUCAUUUCUACUUGUUUUUACCAUUUUCUAUAAUAUAAUAUUUCUCACAAUUAUAAAACCAUCUAUAGAUGGACCAGAGCCCAUUCAAUCUACAGAGAUCAUCAAAUGAAGAAGGCAAAAAUAUUGUCAAAAAUUGCAAUUUAUGAUUUUUUUUCCUUUUAUAAUCAUAUACUAUUUCGUAUUAAGACACAAAAUGAGAGCUGAUGUGAUGUGAUUGCAUGAACUAUUUCAUUGAAUUGAGACAUGUUGUCACUA
This is a messenger RNA of Salvia miltiorrhiza (redroot sage), 642 nucleotides long. RefSeq lists its product as uncharacterized. The transcript has 2 exons. The record is from RefSeq and is a predicted model, not a curated record. NCBI's taxonomy places the organism in Eukaryota, Viridiplantae, Streptophyta, Magnoliopsida, Lamiales, Lamiaceae. The coding region runs from base 44 to 496 and encodes 150 amino acids.